ACCUACCCUAAAUUUUAUGCUGUUUACUUCGGACCUAGUCUAGAUCUAGAUCUAGAUCGAAUAACAUCUAAAAAAAAAACAUCGAAGCAUCGUCUUCAUAUUAAAGAAGGUUCAAAAGUAUACAAAAAAAAAUCAACCUGGCUAUUCUUUUUCAAUAGAACGAGGAUAUUAUUUUAAAAGUAUUAGUAACAAGAACAACCAAGCCUUAGCUUUUAGAAUGUCCAUCUCUCAGAAAGUGAGUAACUGUCUAAAUAAAUUAUGGGGAGAUAAAGAAAAUUGUGAUUUUACAGUUCAAAUCGGUGAAGUGUCCAUCAAAUGUCAUAGUAUUAUCCUCGCGGCUUGUUCGCCAUUUUUUCUUGGACUGCUGAGAUCUGGAAUGAAAGAAGCCAACGAGGGACGUGUAGUUCUACAAAAUGUAUCAGCCUCCAACAUUCAGUUAAUCUUGAAAACUUUGUACACCGGUGAAGACGUGUUGAGUCUGGACAACUUCAUCGAAAUCUGGCACGCUGUAGAUAUGCUGCAGUUUGAAUUUCUUGUAGACUUAUGUGAAACAUUCGCCACUAAAAACAUAAAACUGGAAAAUUUCAGUGAAAUCUUCUCCACUGCCAAUCUCUUUAAUUCUAAAUUAGUGCUGUCAUCGGUGAAAACAUUCAUGAUUCAGAACUUUGAAUCUAUUUAUACAUCUAAACGUUUCUUAGAAUUAUCUUUUGAUGAAAUGUGUUUUAUAGUUAGCAGUCAUGCCCUUCAUUUCAACAGCGAACAUCCUGUACUAGAGUUGAUUCUAAACUGGGCUGAAUACAAAAUUGGUGUUAGAGUUUCUAAAGCGGUAAACAACUGCAAUGAAAACAAUAAAAAAUUAAAAACAUUAGAACCAGUUAGUAUUUUAAGCUAUGCCAGCUUGAAAUAUACACAGCUUAACAGUUUAGAAGACAAAACUACCAAACUGCUGACACAGACGUCCAUAUGUUAGACCUUCAUGCCAAAAGCUGGACAAGACUGGACAACCUCGAGGGGCCAGCUAAAAACAUCAUCAGUUUUCGUAACGACGACAACCACUUUGUGCUACAAACAAACGGCAGCUUGUGGGUUUUGAGAUCAACGGGUAAACAAAUCAGAUUUGGUCUUGUAGCUGAACUUUGGAGUUUACACCACGAUUUGUAUGGAGCUCUCUUGUAUGGUGAAAAACUGGUCAUCUUUCACAAAUGUCUAGAACAGGGUCCAGAAAAGAGAAUUGUCUGUAGAGUUGGCAAUGCUUUUGAUUCAUUUAGUUAUUAUGAGUUAUCUUCUCCGUAUUCAAAACUGAUUCCUGUUGUUCUGCCUAAAUUUUGUCUUUCAGAAUGUUUAUAAUACCGGGAUGUCUAGCAUGAUAUUUUGUAACGUUUUAUACAUGCAACAUAAUCCAGUAAUAUUGUUAAACUAGUGCAAAAGAUGAUAACCCUUAAGUAUUAAGAAAUGAUACAAUUUUUAUCUUAUGUUCAUUAGAAAACCAUCACGAUAAAUGUAAUAUUACCAUGUUUUACAUUUUAAACAAUUGUAUACACCGUUUCAAUAAAAUAGAUACAUACACUGCACAUGUUUAACGUACACGUGGUAACUAUUAAUAUCAAAAUAAAACAGAAAUACUGAUUACGAAAUUUGAUAGAAAUGAAAAAAUGGUUUUGAAGAGUAAUUGACAUUUUUGGUAAAGCUACAUCACAUUAUACUUUUACUAACUACAUCAAUUUUUAAUGCGAUAUUCUAGCUUCGACUUGAAUAAAAUCGUUUGCGGCAUUAAAA
Physella acuta is the source of this 1776-nucleotide messenger RNA. RefSeq names its product kelch repeat and BTB domain-containing protein 3-like. The record is from RefSeq and is a predicted model, not a curated record. Lineage: Eukaryota; Metazoa; Mollusca; Gastropoda; Physidae. Gene Ontology annotation, molecular function: protein binding.